This is a messenger RNA of Penaeus monodon (black tiger shrimp), 474 nucleotides long. RefSeq lists its product as uncharacterized. The transcript has 3 exons. NCBI's taxonomy places the organism in Eukaryota, Metazoa, Arthropoda, Malacostraca, Decapoda, Penaeidae. The record is from RefSeq and is a predicted model, not a curated record. The coding region runs from base 1 to 474 and encodes 157 amino acids.
AUGGGAGCCCUAGCCCACAUGUACCUCAAGGAAGGACGCAUGAUCAUACAUACAGACUCCAGGUCAGCCAUUGACUGUCGUCAACACAACACCAAAGUCAUUCUUCACAGAAUGAGACUAGGUUACCAUUGCACACGGUGCUCGCACGUGUUCCUGGAUGAACAAAAUAGCAAGCUUUCAAGAGACCUCCGUGAUGCAGUCAUUAUCACUUUGUACAAGAACAAAGGAGAAAAGUCGGACUGCUCAAACUACCGGGGGAUAACAUUGCUCUCUAUCGCGGGAAAAGUCUUCGCCCGAGUGCUUCUGAACAGAUUGCUACCCACCAUCGCUGAAGACCACUUCCCAGAAACCCAAUGUGGAUUCAGGACCAACAGGGGCACCACAGACAUGGUGUUCGUCCUCGGGCAGCUCCAAGAGAAAUGCCGGGAGCAGAACAAAGGGCUGUACGUGACUUUUGGAAGGGGCUAUGGAUGA